GGCGAGGCGGCGCGCGGCUUCCCGGAAGUGGCGGCGCGGUCAGGGCUGGCCUGGGCUUCAGCUGCAGUUUUGGGGUCCGGGACGUUGGGAUCGGCGGCGAUAUGAGUUCCUUCGAGGGGCAGAUGGCCGAGUAUCCAACCAUCUCCAUAGACCGUUUCGACAGGGAGAACCUUAGGGCCCGCGCCUACUUCCUGUCCCACUGCCACAAGGAUCACAUGAAAGGAUUAAGAGCCCCUACCUUGAAAAGAAGGUUGGAGUGCAGAUGAGGAGACUGAGGAACCAGAGAUGUUAAAUUAGUUGCCCAAUGUCACACAGCCAGUAAGUGGCAGGACCAGGAUUCCAGCCAGCUUGAAGGUUUAUCUAUACUGUUCACCUGUGACUAAGGAGUUGUUGUUAACUAGCCCGAAAUACAGAUUUUGGGAGAAACGAAUUAUGUCUAUUGAAAUCGAGACUCCUACCCAGAUAUCUUUAGUGGAUGAAGCAUCAGGAGAGAAGGAAGAGAUUGUCGUGACUCUCUUACCAGCUGGUCACUGCCCGGGAUCAGUUAUGUUUUUAUUUCAGGGCAAUAAUGGGACUGUCUUGUACACGGGAGACUUCAGAUUGGCACAAGGAGAAGUUGCUAGAAUGGAGCUUCUGCACUCGGGGGGCAGAGUCAAAGACAUCCAAAGUGUAUAUUUAGAUACUACUUUCUGCGAUCCGAGAUUUUACCAAAUUCCAAGUCGGGAGGAGUGUUUAAGUGGAAUCUUAGAGCUGGUUCGAAGCUGGAUCACUCGGAGCCCGUACCACGUUGUGUGGCUGAACUGCAAAGCAGCUUAUGGCUAUGAAUAUUUGUUCACCAACCUUAGUGAAGAAUUAGGAGUCCAGGUUCAUGUGAAUAAGCUAGAUAUGUUUAGGAACAUGCCUGACAUCCUUCAUCACCUCACAACGGACCGCAACACUCAGAUCCAUGCAUGCCGGCAUCCCAAGGCAGAGGAAUAUUUUCAGUGGAGCAAAUUACCCUGUGGAAUUACUUCCAGAAAUAGAAUUCCACUCCACAUAAUCAGUAUUAAGCCAUCCACCAUGUGGUUUGGAGAAAGAAGCAGAAAAACAAAUGUAAUUGUGAGGACUGGAGAGAGUUCAUACAGAGCUUGUUUUUCUUUUCACUCCUCGUACAGUGAGAUUAAAGAUUUCUUGAGCUACGUCUGUCCUGUGAACGCAUAUCCAAAUGUCAUUCCAGUUGGCACAACUAUGGAUAAAGUUGUCGAAAUCUUAAAGCCUUUAUGCCGGUCUUCCCAAAGUAUGGAGCCAAAGUAUAAACCACUGGGAAAACUGAAGAGAGCCAGAACAAUCCACCAAGACUCAGAGGAGGAAGAUGACUAUCUCUUUGAUGAUCCUCUGCCAAUACCUUUAAGGCACAAACUUCCAUACCAGGAAACUUUUCAACCUGAGGUAUUUUCAAUGACUGCAGUAUCAGAAAAGCAGCCUGAAAAACUGAGACAAACUCCAGGAUGCUGCAAAACAGAGAGUAUGCAGAGCUCUCGUUUCACAAACUUUGUAGAUUGUGAAGAAUCCAACAGUGAAAGUGAAGAAGAAUUAGGAAUCCCAGCUUCACUGCAAGGAGAUCUGGGCUCUGUACUUCACCAGCAAAAGGCUGAUGGGGAUGUACCCCAGUGGGAAGUAUUCUUUAAAAGAAAUGAUGAAAUCACAGAUGAGAACUUCCCUUCCUCCAUAGAGGCAGGGGGAUCUCAGUCACCGAAGCUUUUCAGUGACUCUGAUGGAGAAUCAACUCACAUCUCCUCCCAGAAUUCUUCCCAGUCAACACACAUAACAGAACAAGGAAGUCAAGGCUGGGACAGCCAAUCUGAUACUGUUUUGUUAUCCUCCCAAGAGAGAAACAGUGGGGAUAUUACUUCCUUGGACAAAGGUGACUACAGACCAACAAUCAAAGAGAAUAUUCCUGCCUCUCUAAUGGAACAAAAUGUAAUUUGCCCAAAGGAUACUUGUUCUGAUUUGAAAAGCCGAGUUCAAGAUGUAACAACAGUUCCUAGUACUGGAGAACCAAUUACUCUAAGCAGUGAGAAACAUAUACCUGAGGAAAAAAGUUUGCUAAAUCUUAGCGCAAAUGUGGAUUCCCAGAGCUCUUCUGAUUUUGAAGUUCCCUCAACUCCAGAAGCUGAGUUACCUAAACGAGAGCAUUUACAAUAUUUAUAUGAGAAGCUGGCAACUGGUGAGAGUAUAGCAGUCAAAAAAAGAAAAUGCUCACUCUUAGAUAUCUAAGAAUUCAAAGUGCUUCAACCUAGAGCAACCACUAAAAAACCUGUACAGAGAUGACAGUCAAUAUUACAAUAGAGAAAAUACAAUACUUAAAAAUGUUCAAAUAACCUGGUUUGGUGUGGUGGCUCACACCUGUAAUCCCAGCACUUUGAGGUGGGCAAUCGCUUGAGCUCAGGAGUUCGAGACCAGCCUGGCCAACACAGUGAGAUAUCUCUACUU
Rhinopithecus roxellana (golden snub-nosed monkey) is the source of this 2472-nucleotide messenger RNA. RefSeq names its product DNA cross-link repair 1C (gene DCLRE1C). Gene Ontology annotation, molecular function: damaged DNA binding; 5'-3' DNA exonuclease activity. Gene Ontology annotation, biological process: protection from non-homologous end joining at telomere; interstrand cross-link repair; double-strand break repair via nonhomologous end joining. Lineage: Eukaryota; Metazoa; Chordata; Mammalia; Primates; Cercopithecidae. The coding region runs from base 433 to 2256 and encodes 607 amino acids. The transcript is spliced from 15 exons. The record is from RefSeq and is a predicted model, not a curated record.